Lucilia sericata (common green bottle fly) is the source of this 1742-nucleotide messenger RNA. It is a transcript of the gene UQCR-C1, whose product is annotated as mitochondrial-processing peptidase subunit beta. The transcript has 5 exons. The coding region runs from base 160 to 1584 and encodes 474 amino acids. The record is from RefSeq and is a predicted model, not a curated record. Gene Ontology annotation, molecular function: metalloendopeptidase activity; metal ion binding. NCBI's taxonomy places the organism in Eukaryota, Metazoa, Arthropoda, Insecta, Diptera, Calliphoridae. Gene Ontology annotation, cellular component: mitochondrion.
GUCAGUCGCCGCCGUCGUUAAUAUUUGUCGGCGCAGGGCUUUGCUUUUCAUACGAAGAAAUUUUUUCUUUCAAAACCACCUUCAGUGGGCCCCCUUUUACGAGAGUAUUUUGUAAUUUUUAAGUGUACAAAUAAAUUUUAAAUAAAUAAUCCUUACACAAUGGCUAUGCGUGUGCUUGGCAUUUCGCAAAAUUUGCGUCAACUCUCCAAAGGAGUCAAUGUUUUGAAGCGCUACAAGGCUUCUGACGCCGCUAGCUUGAAAAAGACUCUCGUCAACAUCCCUGCCACUCAGGUCACCACUUUGGACAACAGUUUGCGUGUGGCCAGUGAAGAUUCGGGUGCGUCAACUGCCACCGUGGGUCUAUGGAUUGAUGCUGGUUCUCGCUCCGAGACCCCACAAAACAAUGGUGUAGCUCACUUCUUGGAACAUAUGGCUUUUAAGGGCACUGCCAAGCGCUCCCAAACUGAUUUGGAGUUGGAAGUUGAAAAUAUGGGCGCUCACUUGAAUGCAUACACAUCCCGCGAACAGACUGUAUUCUAUGCCAAGUGUUUGUCCAAGGAUGUACCCAAGGCUGUUGAGAUCUUGGCUGAUAUCAUUCAAAACUCCAAAUUGGGUGAAUCCGAAAUUGAACGUGAACGCUCUGUAAUUUUGCGUGAAAUGCAAGAAGUUGAAAGCAACUUGCAAGAAGUAGUCUUCGAUCAUUUGCAUGCCACCGCCUACCAAGGUACCCCCUUGGGACAAACUAUUUUGGGACCCACUAAGAACAUCAAGUCUAUUGGUAAAGCUGAUUUGCAAAGCUACAUUAGCACCCACUACAAGGCUUCCCGCAUUAUCUUGGCCGGUGCUGGCGGUGUUAAGCACAACGACUUGGUUAAGUUGGCUGAACAACACUUGGGUAAAUUGGAAAACACCUAUGAUGGUAAGCCACCAGAGGUUACUCCCUGCCGCUUCACCGGCUCUGAAGUUCGUGUACGUGACGAUUCCUUGCCCUUGGCCCACAUUGCCAUUGCCGUCGAAGGUUGCGGUUGGACCGAUCAAGAUAACAUUCCCUUGAUGGUUGCCAAUACUCUUAUUGGUGCCUGGGAUCGCUCUCAAGGUGGUGGUAUCAACAACGCCUCCAACUUGGCUCGUGCCAGUGCUGAAGACAAUUUAUGCCACAGCUUCCAAUCCUUCAACACCUGCUACAAGGAUACCGGUUUGUGGGGCAUUUACUUCGUGUGCGACCCCAUGGAGUGCGAAAACAUGCUUUUCAACAUCCAAACCGAAUGGAUGCGCUUGUGCACCAUGGUUACUGAAGCUGAAGUUGAACGUGCCAAGAACUUGUUGAAGACCAACAUGUUGUUGCAACUCGAUGGAACCACUCCCAUCUGUGAAGAUAUCGGCCGUCAAAUGCUCUGCUACAACCGUCGCAUUCCUUUGCACGAACUUGAACAACGUAUUGAUGCCGUCGAUGUACAAAACGUACGUGAUGUUGCCAUGAAAUACAUCUAUGACAGAUGCCCUGCCGUUGCUGCUGUUGGUCCCGUCGAAAACCUUCCCGACUACAACAGAAUCCGUUCAUCCAUGUACUGGUUGAGAGUUUAAGUUACAAGAUGUGAUUGUUCAAAGAGAAAGAGUGACAGGAGAAUACUAUGUUGAGCGAGAGAGUUAAAUUUCGAAACGAAAUUUUGCGAAAAUAACAAAAAAUAUGUAGAAGUUUAGUUUAAUAUUAAAUAAAAUACACAAAGAAACAUCUUAAAAAA